UACGCACUGCAAGCACAACCUUCUUACAAGUCAACAUGUUUGGAUAUCUGUGUUUAUUCCAACUCAUAGAAGUGGUAAUAAGUGGUAAAACAUGCUAUUAUACCAUUAAUUAUAGCUAUUCAUUUCUAUCAUAUAAUGGCAACAAAUAUUGUACCUACGGCUGCUGUUCCAGUUCUACAUUAAGUCCAUGCUGUUCCUCGUCAUAUUCAUAUUUGAAUAGCCUAGGCAACUACAGCUAUACUCUGUCAACAGCUGGAACCAUAGGGGCUGUUGUUGGUAGUCUCAUUGCUUUAUCUAUUUUCGUUUCAAUCAUCUCCUUCAUCUGUAGAAGAAUGAGAGCCCAAAGAGGUGUGCAAGGUCAGGUUAUAUCUCCACCUGCUGUCACAUAUGUAACUACAACUGGAGGCACUGUACCCUCUCCAUACCCUCAAACUGCUUACCAACCCCAAUUUGGGAGUAACAUUAACAUAAUGGGCAGCACUGAACAACUAAAUGUUAUUCCACCAAAUAAUGGAAACACAGCCUGUCCAUCAAAUAAUGGAAACACAGUUUAUCCACCAAGUUAUGGAAACCCAGCUUAUCCACCAAGUCAUGGAAACCCAGCUUAUCCACCAAGUCAUGGAAACCCAGCUUAUCCACCAGGCUACGACAAUCUUGCGCAUGACAACAUGAAAGGAAGUGAAAGUUCAAUGAACACAUGUAGUUGAUCAAAGUUGACAAAAUUUAAAAAAAAAAUAUUAAUACGUUUUUCUUUGUUUGAAUCAUUAUAAGUUUCGGAAUGUUUUCAGAAUAGUUUUUGUAUUUCUAAUUUAGUAUUAAUGCAUGUAUUGCCUUCUCAGAUAUCAAGAUAAUAUAUUUUGAU
This is a messenger RNA of Mytilus trossulus (common blue mussel), 862 nucleotides long. RefSeq lists its product as uncharacterized. The coding region runs from base 36 to 707 and encodes 223 amino acids. NCBI's taxonomy places the organism in Eukaryota, Metazoa, Mollusca, Bivalvia, Mytilida, Mytilidae. The record is from RefSeq and is a predicted model, not a curated record. The transcript is spliced from 4 exons.